Molecule: messenger RNA, 1385 nt
Organism: Spizellomyces punctatus DAOM BR117
Lineage: Eukaryota; Fungi; Chytridiomycota; Chytridiomycetes; Spizellomycetales; Spizellomycetaceae
Exons: 7
Coding region: 18-1289 (423 amino acids)
Molecular function (GO): acyltransferase activity, transferring groups other than amino-acyl groups
Source: RefSeq, a predicted model, not a curated record
ACGACCAUUGUUCUGUCAUGCCUCCGAUACGGAUCCCGAAGUCUGUGAGAAUAAUUGGAACUGGAAUAACUCCUCUCAACCCGAGGUCGCCAGCCAAACAUGCCGUCCUCGCUGGCCAGAAAGUAUCGCCUUCUGCUCUUAUGCAGCAAGCACUCCGCCUCGCUCUUGAUAAUGCCGGAGUCAGCUUGAAGGAUUUGAAUGGCCUUAUUGCCGUGCCUUCCUUGGCUGACACUCAUUUUAUGGAAGCACAUUAUCUUGCCACGCAAAUCGGGCUUCUUCCUGGCAAGAGUAUUAUCGUGAGAACUGUGGACACUGGAGGGGCGGGCCCUGUUACUGGCUUGCUGGAAGCCAAGCGUAUGAUUCAAAUGGAAGGAGCAGAUCUUGUGGCGGUUGUGGCGGGCGAUGCAGUGAAGAAUCUGUCCGGGGAAGAAUUCUUGAAGAGAGCGGAUCAAACAUGCAAUCACCCGGAGGCGGAACUUCCCUCACCAGUUAUUCCUUCUGGUUACGACAGAGUUGCCCAAUACCAGAUGAAGAAUUUCGGAACAACUAGAGAACAAUUAGCAGCCUGUUCGGCUUUAAUGUCCAUAAUGGCUUCCCGCCAUCCCUCUGCGCUCACUCAUACUCCCCGCACCAUCACGGAAAUACUGUCUGCACGGCAUGUUGCGCCUGUCACUAGCGUUCUUGAAUGCGCCCGUCGGGCUGAUGGUGGAGCGGCGAUCAUCCUUGCUAGCUCUAGUUUUUUGGAGCGCAAAGGAUUAUCCCGAAACACUGGCGUUGUGGUUGUAGGUGGGGGAGAAGCGUCUGGUCCACUCUUCCCACCGAAACGUAUCGAAGACAUGAGCGAACAGAUGUUUUCAUGCGAGGAAGCCGCCGGAGUUGCCUAUGAUGAGGCCCAGGUUGGCGUUCGGGACAUUGAUUUCUUUGGAUUAUAUGAUUGCUUCCCAAUCUGCCUAAUUCGAGCGAUUGAGGCUGUUGGUUUGGCGCCCAAAGGUCAUGGUGGAUCGUUCGUAGAAGAAAAGUAUUACCAAAUCGUCAAGGGUCUUGAAAGAGAUCCCGACGGCUUCAAGCCACAGGAUGUCUUCCCGAUUAAUACCCAUGGUGGUCUGCUAGCUUUCGGUGCCCCGUGGGAGGUACCUGCCAUGUACAAUAUUAUUGAGGCGUACGAUCAGCUCACCAACCGGGCAGGUCCCCAGCGGCAGGUAAGGAAUGCUCGGAGGGCCCUGGUCUACGGGAAUGGCGGGAUCUUUUCUGCGUCUGCGGUUGCAGUCUUGGGACGUGGUAGCUAUUAGUGAAAUUAUAGAAUAGAUAGUCAUGUGAGCUUAGAGAAUUAAUUUAAGAUCUUGUUAAGGCAUGUUUGUUUAUUUUCAUGAUAUGACGGUCAUGUG